GAGCCCAAAUAUGCAGAUUUGGGCCAUGAUAAUUCAUUCACGAAUAAUAUCGGGCCCGGUUCAUCAUCCUCCUGUGUCGUGCGUUUCAGAUCGAAUCGAAGUCUCGAAAUAGCGUCGAGACACGUACACGAAGAGCAUCAGAAAUUCGUCUUUUCGUUGCAGAAUUCUAUCGAAUUUACGAGAUCAGUCGACGAUCGCCAUGGGGUUUUUGGUGACAACCCUAAUUUUCGUGGUGGUUGGGAUCAUUGCGUCUCUUUGUACCAGAAUCUGCUGCAACAGAGGCCCUUCUACUAAUUUGUUGCAUCUCACAUUAGUUAUAACAGCAACUGUGUGCUGUUGGAUGAUGUGGGCGAUUGUGUACGUUGCUCAAAUGAAACCACUUAUAGUUCCCAUUCUGAGUGAAGGAGAGUAAUUCUUUGCACAAGUUCUGAGUAUUUUUAUAGUUCCUAUACUGAGCGGAUCGGCGACAGGAGAAUAUUGAUUUUUAGGGCUUGUGGAUCCAUCAGCGUCCUUUCAUGUUGGGUGUGUACGUAAUCUGGAGGAGUGUGAACUCUCAACUUUGAAUUUGUUUAAUGCCGUUGGCAUUCUAUUAUAGACCAAGCAUAAAUAUGUAACUUGGAUGAAAUAAUUGUUGGAAAUUGAGUAUUAUUUCCUUUUCAUUUCAUGUACCAUAUCAGAAUGCGACAUUCAUAAGACUUCUGUCUUGGUGGAAUAAACUUUCAAUCGUAUUUUUGCA
Tripterygium wilfordii is the source of this 736-nucleotide messenger RNA. RefSeq names its product V-type proton ATPase subunit e1. Gene Ontology annotation, biological process: proton transmembrane transport. Gene Ontology annotation, cellular component: proton-transporting V-type ATPase, V0 domain. Lineage: Eukaryota; Viridiplantae; Streptophyta; Magnoliopsida; Celastrales; Celastraceae. The record is from RefSeq and is a predicted model, not a curated record. The transcript has 4 exons. Gene Ontology annotation, molecular function: proton-transporting ATPase activity, rotational mechanism. The coding region runs from base 200 to 412 and encodes 70 amino acids.